Nerophis lumbriciformis (worm pipefish) is the source of this 2412-nucleotide messenger RNA. Its product is annotated as forkhead box protein P1-like. Gene Ontology annotation, molecular function: DNA-binding transcription repressor activity, RNA polymerase II-specific; RNA polymerase II cis-regulatory region sequence-specific DNA binding. The record is from RefSeq and is a predicted model, not a curated record. NCBI's taxonomy places the organism in Eukaryota, Metazoa, Chordata, Actinopteri, Syngnathiformes, Syngnathidae. Gene Ontology annotation, biological process: regulation of transcription by RNA polymerase II. Gene Ontology annotation, cellular component: nucleus.
CUUUUACCGAAGCCACGCCCUCUGUUAGCAACUUGUGGCUAGCCCGGCUACCAACGCAGCCACACGGAGGUUCAUUCGCCAGCCACCACCCCGAGUCCAACACUGUCUACGCGUACUCAACCUGGUCAGUGAAGUCCAGAUGCACGAGUCUGGGUCAGAACCAACGAGCCAAGCCAUUCGAGCCGUUAGGACACAGAACGGGAACAAUGUUGAAAAUGAGAGUCGACUGAGGAGCGGCCAGACUCCUCCAUCAGAGUCACCCAGGGUCCCGGCAUUGUCAUCAAUGAUGACCCCGCCAGCAGAGGCUCCUCAGCAGCUGCAGCAGACGCCGCAGCAGCAGGUUCUCAGUCCUCAACAGAUCCAAGCCCUGUUCCAGCAGCAGAAGGCCCUCAUGUUACACCAGCAGCAAAUCCAGGAGGUCUUCAAGAACCAGCAAGAACAGCUAAAUAUGCAGCUUCUCCAACAGAAGAAUGCUGGCAUAGUUAGCCAGGAGCUGACAGCACAGCAGAUCGCCAUCCAGCAGCAGCUCCUUCAAGUGCAGCAACAACAUCUGCUCAACCUGCAGAGGCAGGGCCUGCUCUCUGUGCUCCCCACCAGCGCCGCUGCCGGCUGCGAGAACGGCAGCAGUGCGUCCACGGGCGGUGACACCAGAGAGUCGUCCAAUCAACAGUCCACGACUAACGGCCAUCACACUCUCCUGAAGAGGAAGGAAAGUGGCUCACUGGAUGAAAACGCACAGAGUAGCCAUCCUCUCUACGGGAACGGCAUGUGCAAAUGGCCCGGCUGCGAGACCGUCUUUGGAGACUUUCAGGCAUUUCUCAAGCAUUUGAACAGUGAGCACACACUUGAUGACAAGAGCACUGCGCAGUGUCGCGUGCAAAUGCAAGUUGUUCAGCAGCUGGAACUACAGCUAAAGAAGGACAAAGAGCGACUCCAAGCAAUGAUGGCUCACCUAAAGUCAUCCGAGCCCAAAACUGCAGCUCAGCCCGUGAAUCUGGUGCCAAAUGUGUCCUUCUCCCAGACGACGCUGUCCAAAGGCCCCCCUAUGACCGUGUCCCAAAGCGCCACGGCACCAUCCACACCCCUGAUGCCACUGUCCGACUCCCCCUCGGUCCUGACUCCCAAUAGCGUCUUCACCGGGACGCCUGUACGCAGGCGGUACAGUCGCUCCGUCAGCCAAGAUAUUGUUGAUAAUAAGGAGUUUUACCUGAGCACAGAGGUCAGACCUCCAUUUACGUAUGCGUCUCUCAUACGACAGGCAAUAUAUGAAUCACCUCGUAACCAGCUGACUUUGAAUGAAAUCUACAACUGGUUCACAAGAAACUUUGCCUAUUUCAGACGCAACGCAGCAACGUGGAAGAACGCUGUGAGACACAACCUGAGCCUCCAUAAGUGCUUUGUCCGCCUGGAGAAUGUGAAGGGAGCCGUGUGGACGGUCGACGAGAUCGAGUUCCACAGAAGAAGGCCCCAGAAGGCUGCCGUUAAUGGAUCUCUAAUGAAAAACCGGCAGAGUUUAGCUGGGUCCAUGUCUCAGGCUGGAAGUCUAGACAGCAACUCUUUCUACCACCCGGGCGCGAUGGGCAGCAUUCCGUUACAUUCUCUGCCACAUAUCCUUCAAGAGCAGAUGAACGGCGCCCUCGCCAAUGGGUCCGGAUACCAAAGCGACAGCAGUGCGACACAGUCGCCUCCACAAGCUUACAUCAAAGAGGAGCAGGAGGACGAGGAGAUUUGCGAAAAUUACCCUUACGAGUCCGAAAGCACCGACGAGCACGGCCACAGCCCCGAGACGAACCGCGAUGAAGACAAUGGCAGUCCGGAGAGGCUCCGCCUGGACCGCGUGCCCUCGCUCUGACCACAAGGUCCCAGAUCUCUUUCACGGCAACGUAUUCCAAACGAGUCCGAAAGCAACUGUUUCAUAUACGUAACCAAACACACUCUUCUUGUUUUUGUUUCCAUAUUUAUCAGUAUUUUGUUGUUGUUGUUAUAAUCAAGUUUUUAAUUCUGUACAGUAGAGUGAGAUCACAUGUGUGAAAAUGUCUUGUCAUAGUUGAUCUUGUUGGGAAAAAGACGAGGAGCCAAAGGAAAGGGAACACUGAUAAUAGCGAGCACUUCACAAUUGGAACGGAAAACAAACAAAAAAAAACACUAGUUGGUUUUUAUUUUAGUGGUCAUGUUAUGUAUACAUUUGUAGAGAGAUGAUUCCAGAUAUAGUCACUGCCCACGUGAUCGCAUAUAUUUGUAUGUAAAAAUAUCAUCAGGUGAUUGAAAAACAGAAUGUCUUUAUACUGUACGUGUUGGUAUUUUCACCCUCACCACAAAAAUGGCUGAAUUUUCUCAAAUUGAGCAAGUAAGAGCAGAAAGUAUAGAUUCACUGUAAACCAUCUCUAUGAAGAAUAAAUUCAUCUGUUCAAG